Molecule: messenger RNA, 467 nt
Organism: Dreissena polymorpha
Lineage: Eukaryota; Metazoa; Mollusca; Bivalvia; Myida; Dreissenidae
Exons: 4
Coding region: 60-467 (135 amino acids)
Source: RefSeq, a predicted model, not a curated record
CCUAUCUCUAAUAGAAUAUAUUAUGAACAGUCACAUUUCGAAAUCAUUUUGUCGGACAAAUGCCAGCACAAGUCGUUCACAGUGUGGCAGGAAUCAGACUGCAAAAGCCAGCGCUAUGUUUGUCGCUGUUUUUCUGGUUACUGCCGCAACAAAUAUUGGGGUCAUACUAUGUGUCACUUCCACGUUCCUUAAUUCCGGGAUACCCGCUGGAUAUCUCCGUCCAGAUCACCAAUGCUCCCUCGCCUGUCCUCAUCGAAGCUUCGCUUUUUGAAUUAGGACAAUCUACGCCUGUGUCGCGAACAAUUAAUACCGUUCAGUCUGGGCAUCCACAACGAAUGCAGAUACAUGUGGGUAUACUUACAUUUUUAUUGAUAAAGUGGUUGGUAUUAUACGUGAGUCGGGCCACUGCCCUGUUUCUUUUAUAUAAGGCUCUUAUUACACAGACAUUGAACACAAAUUCAAAAUAG